Messenger RNA from Bemisia tabaci, 5053 nucleotides. Lineage: Eukaryota; Metazoa; Arthropoda; Insecta; Hemiptera; Aleyrodidae. The record is from RefSeq and is a predicted model, not a curated record.
CGCGUCACGGCCGUUAUUUACGUCCGAAGCUGCUCACGAAGACGGUGUUUUGAUUUGAUUCGCAAUUGCCAGCUGAUACUGAUAGUGGCCAAGGCGAAACUCACAUCGCAGUAGGACACUAACUUGUUUUUUUCCUGGAGAAUUUGACGAAAUUUUUUAUCACCAGUUUCGUUCGCAGUUUUUCCGACGAGCAACCGAGUCGUGCGCGCGUAGAGCCAAACCAAAACGUUCAUCGCGUCGAGUUAGAUUCCUUGCUUAUUUAGUUUCGUGUCUCAAUUCGAAUUCUAACCUAUCCAGUGUGUGGUCCUUUUGUGCAAUUGAAGUUUUUCUCGAUGAUGGAAGUUUCUGUGAAAAGUCCUGAGAACAGCUUCAGCUCGAAUCGUUCUGCAUAGUUUGUAUCAGUGUUCUGGAAUUUUCUGUGCGUUGCAACAUGAAUGGGAAGAUGAAUCUGUCGUUUGCGGGGUGUGGGUUUUUGGGAAUUUAUCAUGUCGGUGUAGCCGCUUGCUUCAAGAAAUAUGCUCCACAUCUGCUUGUUGACAAAAUCUCCGGCGCCUCAGCAGGAGCUGUUGCUGCGUGUUGUCUACUUUGCGAUCUACCAUUAGGUGAAAUCACUAGCGAUGUCUUACGAAUGGUCAGAGAAGCCCGCAUGAGGACACUUGGCCCUUUCAGUCCUUCAUUCAAUGUACAAACCGUCCUAAUGGAAGGAUUGCAAAAGGUAUUACCAGAUGACGCUCACAUACGAGUCAGCGGAAAACUCCAUAUCUCUUUGACCAGAGUUUACGAUGGAAAAAAUGUCAUAGUAUCUCAAUUUAAUAGUAAAGAAGACUUAUUGCAGGCAUUGAUGGCAAGUGCAUUCGUACCAAUAUUUUCGGGCUUUUUGCCGCCCCGGUUCCACGGUGUUAGAUACAUGGAUGGUGGAUUCAGUGAUAAUCUGCCAACUUUAGAUGAAAAUACCAUCACUGUUAGUCCUUUUUGCGGAGAGAGCGACAUCUGUCCACGUGAUCCCUCUGCCCAACUAUUUCAUGUAAAUGUAGCCAACACUAGUAUCGAACUCUCCAAACAAAAUAUCUACAGGUUUGCGAGGAUUCUAUUUCCACCCAAGCCAGAAGUGCUGUCGAAUAUGUGCAAGCAGGGCUUUGACGAUGCGUUGCGAUUUUUACAUAGGAAUGAUCUAAUCAGCUGCACACGGUGUUUAGCUGUCCAGUCAACAUUUGUAGUUUCUGAAACAGUUGAAGAGAAAUUCGACUAUGAUCCACAGUGUCCAGAGUGUAAAAUGCACAGACAGGAAGCAUUAGUCGCCAAUUUACCAGAUACUGUAGUCAUGCUGUUCCAAGAUGCCAUCGACUCAGCCAACAAAGGUCUCAUUAACUGGAUUUUCAAGCAUCGUGGAAUGAAACUCCUCUCUAUCCUAAGUCUUCCGUAUACCCUUCCUGCAGAUAUAGUCUAUGCCAUAUUUGCCAAAUUUAUGAGGUCAGCGCCCCGCAUUGGCAACAACCUCCUCCUCAUUAGCAAGUUCCUGUUGGAGCAACUGUCCCUGUUCUUGCACCAGCUGAGCCAGAAAGGCGAGCAGAUGAGCGCCAACAUCUCGUGCCAGCUAGCUGUGUCGGAGUAUGGAAGCAAGUCUGAGUCAACACACGACGUCGUCAAGAACAAGAUGAACCUGAACUUCUCACUGAACAUGGAGGAUAAGGGCAAAGAUGAGUGCGACAUCUCAGGCAAGAAGUGCUUGUCGCGGAAGCCCAGCUUCAGUGUCAACCAUUCAUCAAACCCUGCUAUCGAUGACGACACCUUUGACCAUAUUCUGCAGGUCACAGCCCAUCAUGAUGCACUCAUGGCGUUCUACUACAUGGACGAGAACAAUAAGGUGAAAGUCACAGAAAUAUUUGACGUAACUGAGGCUGAUGAAAACGCAGAGUCAAACAACGUGACCGAGCUGAGAGAACAGACUGACGAAACUAGGAUACUAAUGGAUGAGGAUGAUUGCGAUGAGUGGGGUGAUGAAAAUGAACCCCUCGCCAAUGCAUGGGUUACGUCUAACAGUGAAGAAGGAUUAGACGGCUAUGAUGCAGAGGACGACAACAGUGUGAGCUCUCUGGACGAUGCCGAUGACUAUCGCCGCGAAAUGAGCACGAUAUUCUCUGACGCCGAAAGUGAGUGGAGGGAAAGCAACCAGACGCCUUUGACGAGACAAUACAAAUCAGAAUCUAAGAUCAGAAUCGACUCGCGCCCCGAGUCAGACCAAAGCUCCAAAAGCGAAACUAGUCGCCCAAAGAAAACUUCGUACUGAGCGGAAAACUGUUCUGCGCAUCCUAACUCUUGUUUUACUUAAUUUUUUGUUGUGUUUCUGGUCUUUUUACUGAAAUCAUUACCAUUCAUGGGAUCUGUUUUAUUUCAUCACUUGUAACAAACAUGUUUGAUGCAAAAGAGGGUUUAUUUUGCAUCCAUUUUUCCUCAAAGAGUUCUUCUCAAAGAUAAAUUGUUAUAGAUAGAUACAAAUCAUCAAGAAUUAUAAAAUACUCUGCUGAAAUUGUAGUUUUGCUUUGAUUUACAGAUAAAUUUAGAUAUUUUUUUUAGAUUUUGCAAAUUUUCUGUUGAUUUUUUUCAUUUUAAGCCCUCUUUUGCAUCGAAUGCAUGAAUUGACACUCGUGUAACAUAUUUUACUUUUUGGAUUUAAAGCCCUCUCUUGCAUCAGACGCAUGAAUUGACACUCGUUUAACAUUUCUUGUUUGUAUUAUUUUGCGGUUUAAUUGACCUGUAGCAAUUCUAAUGAAUUUUGUAAGUUUGUUCCUUGAGAAUUUUCCUUACCAAUAUUUUCCCUGUUAUUGAAUUUUGUCCACCAGAUUCCCCAUUUUUCUUCACCACUUUUGUGUGGUGUUUUUUAAUCCCUGGUAUUUUUUAUUGACAAUUUUUUCGUUGUUCAGUUUUUUGGAUUCACUCGGUACAUAUAUAAAACAUUUUUUUGACGAUUGAUACUUUAGUGUUUUCCACUACUGACGGCUUAGUCAUUUUCCAUAAACAUGCUCUUUUCCUUCCUUUCUUCUAAAAACUAUUUAAAAGAAAAUAUGCAGUGUAAAGAAGAAAGAAAUAGGGAAAAAGAAAACUGAAUCAUGUCCAAUUAUUCUGCAAAAUACAUAUUCUCCUUGCACUAUGCAAAAGCCUAAUCACAGCUUGAAAAAUUAAACACAUGAUAUAUAAACUCAUUAUUCCUGACCAAUGACUGAAUUACCAACUUUCUCGACUGUUUUUGUAAAUAUGUAUAUUUUUGUAAUUUGUGUUGUUUAUCAAGGCAUUUUUGAGAUUUUUUAGUGAUUCAUUCAUUGUAGAUCUGAAAUAUCGCCUUCAUCUUCUCAUCGUUGCCUUCGAUGGGAACAAUGAUUUCAAAACCCUGUUUCAUUUUAAGUUUGACCAAAUUCAUCCCUUGACUUAAAUCCUGAAUCCAUAGUCCCCUUGCUUUCGUACUUUUUUAGAGUGUUUUUUAACCAAGAGCAAUAUCAUUUCAAAAUUUUCUGUAUUGUAUUGGUCUCGUCAAAACGCCCUAAUUCAAAACUUCGAAAACAGUAUUUCAUUUUUGGAGUCUCAAUCAAGGUAUUGAGAACCAGAAUAGCAUUUUCCUGUUUCCUUUACCCUCUGUUUUUCACUCUAUCCGAUUCUAAAAAGUUUUUAGAAUUGAACGCUUCAAGUAUAUGCACAUUUUCUGGACCGAUCGGGUUGUGAAGUAAGAACUCAAAUUUAAGAGUUUAACCAUUGAAAAAUACAUAUUAUCAUGUAGAAUAUUGUAGUAAUUGUUUUGCCCUUAAUAUUGAGGUUUGGACAGAUUUAUUGCGCUGAAGGUCCAUAAAAAGAAAUUGGGUACUGUAUUUAAGUUUUCAGAACUGGUAGAGAAAGUUUCGGAGGAUGUUCAUCAAUCAAUCAUUCAUUACCUUCAAUCAAUAUGUUGUCCUCUGCAUAAAGAUAUGUAACUUUUUCAGUACUUUUUAUCAGCAUUUUACUUUUUCAUAGGAAAACUGUCGCAUGAAUUUGGCUGAAAUUUUCUGUAAUUUUUCCUUACUUUUGUAAGAAUAGAUCCUAAAAUUUUCAGAAGAAUUCACGUAACAGUUCCUUUAUGAAAAAAUGAAUUCUUCAAUGGAAUACUGAAACAGUGCGACCCAAGAUCCGUUUCUUCGUGCAGUAGACAUAAAGUAAUAGCAAGACCUGGCUUUGGAAUUUUAUUUUAACUCUUGUAUUUGUGAUAAGUCUCUUUAAGUGCCAAUUUAGAUGAUGUUAUGCAUGUUCUUGAAUAAACAGUCAUGUCUCAUGAAUUAAUUUAUUUGUCCUCUCGUAAGUUACUCAUUAAUUUGAGGCUUGUUGUAAUUUUAAAACUAUUCAUUCGUUUAUUUAUUUGAUCCAUGAUCAUUUUAAUAUUGUGAUAAGUUGAAAAAAUGUAUUUUGCUUGUUUUCAUCUCAUGAUAUAGUCUUGUCAGUUUUGCAUCGUAAAGUUUAUCAUUGUUAUAUCAUUAAUUUAUUUAUUUUUUUGUAAGAGAUGGAAUAGAUCUAUUUUGUAAAUUUGAUUCGCCCUGUUAGUACUAUUAUUGCUUUUUUAAGCUUUCUUCUUAUUCAGUAUGUACGUCUCCCUUCAUUUUUAUAACUGUUCCUAAUUCGUUCCUCCCAUAAAAAUAAGUUGAUUGUCAUAACAAUCUUACAUGAUAAUGUCUUUCACAAUGACUCUUAAAGCGUUCAAUCUUGAAUAUCUAAAAUGUCCAUAAUGUAUCAAUUUUUCAACAAUCUUGACCUCUUUACUUUAACUCCAUAACGCAAAAACAGGAAAGUUUGUAACUGUCACUUUUCAAAAACAUUCUUUUUCAAAAGUCUUUUUAUUUUUUUCUCUGUUAAUAGUUUGAUGCUGAUUGGACAAUCGUUGUUAUUAUUUAAUUUUUUUUUCUUUACAUUUUAAAUCUUUUUACCAUUCCAAGAAAGUCUGUGAUUAUUUAUUGAGAUUUUUGAAUAAGAAGAAACAAAUAGGUAAUGAAUACUAAGUGAAUUAUGUUUUAACAGAUAAAUCUUUUUUUAAAAUACC